Molecule: messenger RNA, 2660 nt
Organism: Suillus paluster
Lineage: Eukaryota; Fungi; Basidiomycota; Agaricomycetes; Boletales; Suillaceae
Product: Catenin-beta-like protein
Exons: 11
Coding region: 286-2226 (646 amino acids)
Cellular component (GO): spliceosomal complex
Source: RefSeq, a predicted model, not a curated record
UUGAUAGUCACUAGUCACUGAUGGAAUGGGAACGCUACGUUCCCGACAGUCAUCCAACAGUACGACAUUGUAAGCAAAGGUAAUGAUAAGCCGAUUGGCCAUCGCUGUAGAAGUUUUGCCAGUCGCAUGUUGUUCGCAUACGUAGAUUAAGUACUAGACAUUGCUUUGAAGCUUUUGCAGAGCAUCACUUCAUAUGUGCGAUAGUUGUGCGACACUAGAUCACGUGCCUUUAUGUACCGUAGUAUGCUUAGACCGUGUCUUUAUGCUCCAGCCACAUACUGAAUCAUGGACAUCGACAAGCUUUUCAAAGUGCCCAAGCUGCCCGCAGGCUCGAAGCGGAAGAUGCCAGACAAUCCUACACCGGAGAUGCUGAAGAAGAUGCGUCUCGACACUCCCUCGGGCGCUGAUUCAGAGGAUUCAGCCAUGGUCGUUGACAUGCCCGAAAGCAGCUCAGCUGCUCGCCGACAGUCGCGACGCGCAACUGUAGAAGAUGGGGACGACGAAGGGGUUGACACCUCGUUUGCUCCAGGGGGUGACGCGGAUUACUUUGCCGAGGAAGACGAAGAAGGACGAUUCUACGGAGGAGGAUUGACCUCGGAACAAAAGCAAAUAUUGAGUAUUUUCGAGAGUGCUGAAGGAGAGGGCACAACGGAAGACCCAGAAGGAAUAUCAAUCACAAGCAUAAGAAGAACUCUACUGAAGUUUGAGCGAACUGUCAACAAAAAUCAAGACCAACGCUCGAAGUACCCGGAUGACCCGUCAAAGUUCAUCGACUCUGAAGCAGACCUCGAUAGUGCGCUUAAAUCUCUUUUGUCUUUAGCACAGUCACCAGUGCUGGCCUACCCGGAACUUGUACGUUCGGGUACUGUGAGUUUACUCAUUGGGCUCCUAAGUCAUGAGAACGCCGACAUCGUCAUUGAUGUUGUCGAUGUGAUCCAUGAACUUACUGACGAAGAUGUCGGGAAUGAGUUAGAAGAUGAGGAGGAGCAAGAGGAAGCGCAGGCGGCGCUGAAGACCCUCAUUGAAGCUUUGUUAGAGAAUUCAAUCUUGGAGUUACUUGUUGACAACCUCUCGCGUUUAAACGAAACGGAAGAAUCAGACAGACAAGGUGUCUUCCAUAUUCUCGGUAUAUUCGAAAACAUGCUCGGCUUCAACCCUGAUCUUUCCCUUAUACUGGUUUCGAAAACCAAGAUGAUGAAUUGGUUACUCGAUCGUGUCCAGUCCAAGACCCACAACGAAAACCGUGGCUAUUCCGCAGAAUUGCUUUCCAUUCUUUUACAGAAUAAUACAGCGAAUCGUCAAGAUUUUGGCAAGAAAGAUGGCGUCGAGGUCGCUCUUAACGUUCUUUCUCAAUUCCGGAGGCGUGACCCAGUUGAUGCCGACGAGACUGAAUUUAUGGAGAACUUGUUCGACGCUCUUUGUUCUGCGUUAGCCGAGCCUGAAGCCAAGUCUUUGUUCCUCGCGAGCGAAGGUGUUGACCUCAUGCUUCUUAUGAUGAAGGAGAAAUUGCAAUCGAAAUCGAGAGCAAUCAAAACUCUCGACUACGCGAUGUCCGGCACAGCAGGCACCAUCAUCUGCGCAAAUUUUGUCGAGGUUCUUGGUCUGAAAACGCUCUUUGCUGCUUUCAUGGGCAAGGGUUCAAAGAAAUCUAAAUCCAAUGGACCUGCAGCAGCUUCUGAAGAUACUUCACAUAUCCUUGGCAUUAUCUCCUCGUUAUUUUCAAACGUUCCAUCGGAAUCUCCAGACCGAAUACGUCUACUCGCCAAGUUUGUAGAAAACAACUAUGAGAAAGCUGACAAACUACUCGAGGUGCGGGACAAUGCUCACAAUCGCCUGAAAGUUGUGGACGCAGAGAUUGAGGCAGAGAAAAAGGACACCCUUGCUGAAGGCGGUGAAAUUGAACCAGAAGACGAGGAUCUGUUUUAUCUCCGCCGACUGGAGGGAGGACUAUUCACGCUGCAGACAGUCGAUUAUAUCCUCGCAUGGGUAGUCAUGGAGGACGAUGGAAUUCGCGCGCAUGUCACACAAAUGCUAGAGCGCAAGAACCAGUCCCUGAAAGACAUUACCUCGACCCUUAAAAUAUACCGUGACAACCUCAACGUUGACAUUCAGAGUAACGGUACAGCUACUGAUCACGAUCCAGAAGGUGGAACACUGUCACAAAAAGAGAUCCUGCAACAUCUGAUCGACUUCCUGAAUGAGACGGAGCAGGCUAUAUGGCAUUAAAAUAUAUAGCGAUAUAUGAGUAAAGUACGGUCGUACGACCUGUUAUGCAGCAGUUAGUGUAGCAGACGCGAAAAUCAUUUCGAGUGCGCCUUUUGUUUUGACCAGUUCUUUUUGGAACCGAAUCUCGGCAAGGACUUUCUUUCGUAGUCGCAUGAAAAGCGAAUCGAUGAGUGGUGACUGUCCAAGUACUGGCGUGUACAUUUCUGCGUAGAUAAGUCAGGUCAGCAAAAGUGCAAGAAAAUCGAUCACGUACCGAUGACCAGACUUGAGACAUCGCACACCAUUUCACCAAAACGGGGAUCGGCGACAUGCUUCACGAGAAGAUGCAAGACUGGUUCCAAAAGGACAUCAUCUCGACCUGCCAAUGCACUCCGAAGGCCAUCACGAUGGAUCAGUUCUUGUAUAAGAGAGAAGGUUGUUGUCGGAGGGACAUU